Messenger RNA from Haplochromis burtoni (Burton's mouthbrooder), 5566 nucleotides. Its product is annotated as muscleblind-like protein 2a. The transcript has 9 exons. Lineage: Eukaryota; Metazoa; Chordata; Actinopteri; Cichliformes; Cichlidae. Gene Ontology annotation, molecular function: metal ion binding. The record is from RefSeq and is a predicted model, not a curated record. The coding region runs from base 1505 to 2698 and encodes 397 amino acids.
GCUACCAGUGUGGCUAAUGCAAGCUAAUGUGAAUGUAUUUCUGAUUGGGUUGUAAAGCUGACACUUAAGCAUCCUAGCAGUCUCAAACUGUGGUAAUAAAACUGCGUGAUACAAAAUAGUGGCAGUUAGUUGACUGCCAUUGUACUAGUAAGCCUUAAAGUAUUUUCUUACAGCUUUUAAUCGAAUUACAGUGACACAAUAUGAUUGUAUUUGUUGUUAUGGUACACCUACAGCGGUGCUUCUUAUGUGCAUUUCCUCGUUUACUCUGAAAAUGACUACAUUUUUAAAAAAAGUAGACAAAAUGAUUCCUACCUGGGAUACUCGGAAGUGCCAUUAAGACAACGCCAUUCAUCAUAUUGUCAGCAGUAAGUGGCUACACCCCUGAACUGAGAAGGAUGCUGAAAUUAUUUAAAUGUUACAAUUAGAACUGAAAGAUAACACACACAAAACAAAAAAGGCGUAUUACUAUUUACAUUGGGUUAUUACGGGUUUUUAAUACCAGCAUACUGACCUGCACCUAAUCCAAGGUAUGGAGCUAAUAACUCAGGCCUGUAUUUAUGAUAAUUAACUGUAAAGAGUGUUUAGGAUAUACACUUAUUGGCUGCAUGCUCUGUAGUCAUGUUUGUGCAGAAGCUUUGUGCAAGCUUGCAAAAUAAUUUAUUUCACAUGCAUCAUUGUUCAUCCCUGCAGCAGCAAACUCUGGAGGCAUGGAUCAAGUGUUGAAUUCCACGUUCUCAAAGUAAUCAGAUUGUAAUCAUAAAUAAAUGGUCAACAGGAAGUUUCACAUGGCAGAUCAGAUUCUUGUUCCCUAUUGGACAAUUUCUAACUGGGAGGGUCUUCCCAGAGGCCAGCUCCCAGACAGGAAGGGGGUGGCUGGAAAUGUUUUAGUCAGAGCCUGGCAGAGAGUCUGUUUUUCUUGCUGUGAAGAGAAAAUCUUUAGUCACUGAAUCCAUGGGACAGAAAGAAGGAUUACAAACAGAUAGUGCCUUUGAGAAGAUAUCUCCGACCUGAAGUUGGUUCAUGUACAUUGCUGCCCCUCGCUUCUUUUUUAAGUUGCAGUCUCAUGCACCAACACAGGAUACCUCAGCUCAAGCCCUUUGUCGCUGGUUUGCACACUUUCAGCACCUAAAAGAAUGAGAAAUUCAAGCCAUAAAAUAGAGGAUAACAAGACGGAGGCUACUGACCAGUGCACAUACGACAGAGUAACAAUUCUGUGUUGAGAUCAUUGUUCACUCUCUGUGGGCGUUCUCGGCUGUGGAGUAUACACUGCAGUCUCUUGCUGUAAAAAACACAGUUGUUCUUGUUUCUAGGAUAAUUUUUCUUUGAUUGGCUAGUCAUCUGAUUUUUCUGCUCCUUCUGAUGGGGGAGUCAUCUGGUUGUUUUAACAAAGAAGCAGACUGUAUUCAGAGCUAAAAGCUGCGAUUAAGCUACAGCUUCUGGUGAAUUAGUCUUUCAACAAUAAGAGUGACUUUUAAAAGUUGCUUUAAAGUUACAACUUUUGGACAUGGCUCUAAAUAUUUCUUCAGCGAGAGACACAAAAUGGCUAACUCUGGAAGUUUGUCGACAGUUUCAGCGAGGAAACUGUUCACGCAGUGAUGAGGAAUGCAAAUUUGCUCAUCCGUCGAAGAGCUGCCAAAUUGAAAAUGGAAGAGUCAUAGCCUGCUUUGACUCAUUGAAGGGCAGAUGCUCAAGAGAAAACUGCAAGUACCUUCAUCCACCUUCACACUUAAAAACCCAGUUAGAGAUAAAUGGGCGCAACAACCUCAUCCAUCAGAAGACUGCAGCAGCCGUGCUUGCCCAGCAGAUGCAGCUCAUGAUCCCUGGACCCAGCCUGCAGCCUGUGCCAACAUUUACACAGGGACUUGGCACAAACGCUGGUCUCGGUUAUGGUUCAUACAUGACACCAUUAAGCCAUGGAAUGAGCCUCAUUCCUUCAGACAUCCUCUCCAGCACUCCGGUUCUUGUUCCAGGGAGCUCACCUGUCUCAGUCCAGUGCUCCUCCUCUUCCUCCUCCUCUUCCUCUUCUUCUCCCUCACAGAAGCUUCAGCGUUCAGACAAACUAGAGGUGUGUCGUGAGUUUCAGCGAGGAAACUGUGCAAGAGGGGAGACAGAUUGCCGCUUUGCUCAUCCCAGUGACAGCCCAAUGAUUGACACCACGGAUAACACUGUCACUGUUUGCAUGGACUACAUCAAGAGUCGCUGUUCCAGGGAGAAGUGCAAGUAUUUUCACCCGCCUGCACACUUGCAGGCCAAAAUCAAAUCCAGUCAACAACAAGUCAAUCAGACAGCAGUGGCAGCACAGGCCGCAGCUGCAGCUGUGACUCAGUCGACUGCCAAAGCAAUGAAGCGACCCCUCGAGGCAACUGUAGACCUGGCCUUUCCCCAUAGUGUUCUGCAACCCCUACCAAAGAGACCAGUUCUUGAGAAGAGCAGCUGGGCCGGCUCUCUCCUCAGCCCCAGUUUGUUGCACUACCAGCAGGCUCUGGUCAGCUCACAGACUCUGCAGCAGCCCACUGCAGCAUUUUAUCCCACAGGUUCUGUGUUGUGCAUGACUCCAGCUAAUGGCAUUGAUCAUCCUCAAGUAACCGCCAGAAACAGAAGCCAGUGCCGUGUUGCUGCUGUUAAGGGUCCCGGGCAGCCGUUCUGUAAAUAUUCUGUUAACAAUACACACAAAAUACAAGAGGCUGCAUGUGGAUAACAUCGCCGACUUUAUCUGACAUUAUGAUGAUGAUGAUGAUGAUACAUUACAUGCAGUUAUAAUGAACCUCUACAUUAUACUGUAAUAGGUGUCAGAGAGAUUGUUAUUGUACACGCCUUUGCACCUGCUAACAUGCACCUUCAACGAUCAAUGUGCAUUAUUUAUUUGUUUCCUAAACUAAUUCUGAUAGGGUUAUGAGUGCAUUUAGCCACCAAUCAAACUUAAAUACAAUAGAUGCUACAGAGAAGUAAACUGGCAGUAGUGGCAUAAAACUAAACAACAGAGAUGUUUUAAAUAAUGUAAAUAUUUUAAUCAGUUCUCAGUCUGUAGACAGUACCUGUUAAUGUCAGGUGUAAAGGCGUCCUAUAUUGUAGAUUAUAUUGCAGUUUUAUCAUCAUCAUAUUCUUUAUUGAAUGUGUUAUUUAAACUAAGAAAGUUUUGUUUUUGAUGAUAAUGAUUGCUCAUCUAGUGCCAGAUUUAACUUUUAAUCAAAGAGAAAAGCACUUAAUUUAACUUUAAACUUAACAAAAAAUUGUGUAUAUAAAAAAAAUGUAAUCUAACAGCAGGUUUAUGGAUGUCCCUUUAAAAAUGCUCUGAGUCCCUCUAUACUUCACCCAGAGUAAUGGAUCAGUGCUCCACCUCCUGGUGUGCCUUUGCAUUACAUAUACAGAUUGUUUUCUGUCUUUUCUGAGAGAAAUGAAAUGUUUUAUCCGUUCAAAGCAAUUUUGUUUUUCUAAUUUAACACCUCUUUAGUAAAUGUGCAUUAUUGCUCAAGACAAUUGCUGACUCACUGAUGGAUCUGUAAAUACUUUUCACUUGUUCAAGUUGAUAUAGCCUCCACAGCCAUGAAAGUCAGCUCAGUAAGAGUAUGAAGUUACUGCUGCUCAUAUUCAAACUAAAGCUCUUGUGAUCCUGUGAGGGUUGCGUGUUGAGUAGUGUCUCAACUGUUAGUCUUAAGGUUGCAGUCACUUGUCAGUACUGUAUUAAUCGAAGGUUACAAGUGCCUAAACAGUUGUGCAUGCAAUGAUUAAGUAUAUUUGAAAAGGUUUGUGUGGAAAAACACUCAGAAAAUCUAUUCCACUUAAGACAUAUACAUUAGGAUUAAAUCUACGUGUUUUUGCAAUACCAUGUAAAUGCAGUGGUAUUAUGUGUGUGUGGACCUGUUAAUUAGGCUUACAGUUUGUUUUCACUGAUGCUUUAAUGUGUAUGUUAUUCAAUGUAAUUUUCAAUUUAAUUUGAUUUUCUUUCAUUUUUCGACAAGAAAUUAGCAAAAAGGGCAAAAUACUUUUGUAGUAAAGUAGAAGGAGGCAAACAUUUGGUGACAUGUAGUCAUGAGAGAUUGACGCGGCAUGAUGCAGUUACUCAUUGCUGUCUACUAUUUAGCAGCAGACAGGGUGGGCAUUGUGUCUGAUUAAGAGAAAUACUGUUUCUUUCUUUUAUUAGAAUUUUAGUUAUCUAUUUUGCAAACAAGGUGUACAAAUAGAAACCUUUCAUUGAAUCUUUUGCAUUUCUUCACUUUUUUAUUAUAUAUUUUCCUUGUGAUGUUUUACAUGUCAAUAGAAUUUACGAGCAUAAUUUUACUGGUGUAAUAUUAGUUCAAAAUAGUUUUAACAUGUAUUCUUUUAUUUUGUGAUGAAUGCAAUUUAUUAAAAUUACUUUAGGUCUGCUGAGGGUUUCUCAAAGGACCUUGAUCUGUUAGCCUAUUAAAAGCGGUCUUGUGUCCAGGGAUUGAUGUUGGACAAAGGAGAAACUUAAAGCAAUUCAUCAUUUUUGCUGCCUGUAAGGGACAACAAGCCUUUGUAUGACCAAGGCCAUAGGAUUGAUUUUUAUGUACAAAAGUGCAUCAUACAGGACAUGUUUUCCAAAAAAGAAAAGAAGUAAUUUUCAUAAUGGUGUAACAGUAGUUUGUCAUUUAUUGUCUGAUUUGCUGCUGAGGGCAAUCCCAAGUUGCAGUGAUGAAAACUGUAUUUUGGUCGGUGGUAGAUUAGCUGUAUCUCCUCACAGUAAUUAGAUUACUUGGAAGAAACUUGGAUAUUUAACUUUAUUAUUAUAUGGUGAAACACUGUGGGUAAAACAGUGCAUAAAAGAGAACUUUUGAAAUGUUAGUUUCGUGUUUGUUAAGGCUUCCCUCUGCAUGUUGAGCACCAAACUUAAAAAUGUAUUUGGCUUUCAAAAUAUAAUUGCUUUAAAAGUUUAGACUGCUAUUAGACAUACAAUAUUUCCCCACUUAUUUAUUUUACUUAAAGGCAUGUUUUUGAAUGUUUGUGUUAUGUUAUGGCAAAACGUUUGAAUGUCAUGGAUCCACCUGCACACAGAGGUUGUUUGAGAUCUCGCCCAGUCAAAAAGAUGUGAACAGUAAGAAUGUUUGGUCUGACUGACUGAUGGAAACACUUCUCAUAAGCACUUUUUCUACAGUCAGACAACUGAGAAGACAGGCUUUGUGUGAACUUUGCCUUACCUUUGGUGUAUUACUGAGUCUGUAUUUGUUCACUAAUUAUGAUUUCUAUGUCGUCUAAUAAAUAGAAUAAACUUCACUGAACAUUUCUCUUAAAUUAAGAUACACACAUUUCUAAUAUGAGGACAUUAUUACAUUGUGACGACACCUGAAAUAGCUGAUAUUGAUUGGCUUGUGGGGUUGGCUAGCAUUUUAUUGCAACCUGUCAUAUUUAAACCCUGAAGCUUCUCGUUAAGAUGUCACGCAACAGCUAUUUGGAUCCAUACUGGUCUGAAUGCAAACAUUUUCCCCAAAAGUAAUUGUGUAUAAUUAAACAUUUCUUGUGGAUAUUUUUUGUUCCUGUAAAUUCUAAAUUGUGUACAAUCUGAUAUUAAAUAUACAUAAAUAAAUAUAUGAAUGUCGUGUAAAUGCCA